This is a messenger RNA of Ceratosolen solmsi marchali, 940 nucleotides long. RefSeq names its product MATH and LRR domain-containing protein PFE0570w-like. The record is from RefSeq and is a predicted model, not a curated record. The coding region runs from base 86 to 940 and encodes 284 amino acids. Lineage: Eukaryota; Metazoa; Arthropoda; Insecta; Hymenoptera; Agaonidae. The transcript is spliced from 10 exons.
AAUUAAUACAAACUCAUUCAUUGAAAAAGAAAAUGAAAAUAAACAUCAAAUAAUAUCUCCAUUAUCAGAUACAGUUAUUCCAGAAAUGUGUAACUAUAUGGAUACUAAAGAAGCGGAGAAAACAGUUAAUAAUAAUAAAUACCUACUAGAUAAUAUAUACUCUGAAUAUUUUUUGAAGAAUAGAAAUGAAAUUUAUAUUAAAGAGGAAAUUCAGAUUUUAGAUUCAAAUGAUUAUAUUGAUGAUAAUUAUUCGACUAUAACAAAGAAAAAUGAAAAUAAAAACAAAUUAAUAGUCAAUGGAUUAGUUUGUGAACAUGAAAAGUGGACUGAAAAGUAUCCAGACUAUUUGAAAUUUAAUUGUGAGAAUUUUGGAGUAAAUGAAGAUCUAAUUAUAAAAAAUGCAUUAUAUGAUAAUUGUAAAACUGAACAUAUUAAUUCUAAAAUUAUUAACAAUUAUCAAAAUACAAUACUUUCUGAAUCUGUAAAAAAACGAAGAAACAAACGCAAUAAUAAAGAGAAAUCUAUACUAUCAAAAGAAGGAAUAAAAUUACAAAGUAAAAUAGUAAAAAAAAAAAUUAAGACUUCGGAAAUUGACAUUGAAAAUUUCAAUAAUGAAAUUUAUUUAACAAACGGAGAAAAUCUAAACAACAUGCCGUAUGUUAAAAAUACUAAUGUGGAAUUUACACUAGAUGUAAAGGAGUCGACGAGGGAUCUUUCUUCUAAAGUUGAACAAGUAUGUAUCGUAAAAGAAGAAGCAAUACUUCCUGAUUAUUACGUUGUAGAUACAAUUGAGAAUUUGAAACAUAACAUAAUCAGCAAUGAAAUAGCUUUACUUAAAGCGGAUUAUAGAGGAGAUGAUAUACAAAAAAAUUUAGAUGGAAAGAAUAAAUUAAUAUUUAGCAAAAGAGAAAAUCUUAUCAAUUAUUAUAAAACCAUUUAG